CCCGGGCCGCGAGCUGUGGAGCCGCCCGUCCACCCGAGCGCUCGCUCUGCGGCGCCCCCCGCCCCGGCUCCUAGCCCGCCCGCCCCGGGCUCGCCGGCCGCGGGAGUGGCCUCAAGAUGGACGAAGACGGCGGCGGCGAGGGCGGCGGCGUGCCUGAAGACCUCUCAUUAGAAGAGAGAGAAGAACUUUUGGACAUUCGUCGAAGAAAAAAGGAACUUAUUGAUGACAUUGAGAGGCUAAAAUAUGAAAUUGCAGAAGUGAUGACAGAGAUUGACAACUUAACCUCUGUGGAGGAGAGCAAAACUACUCAGAGGAACAAACAAAUAGCCAUGGGAAGAAAGAAAUUCAACAUGGACCCCAAAAAGGGAAUUCAGUUUCUAAUAGAGAAUGACCUGCUACAGAGUUCCCCAGAAGACGUCGCCCAGUUCCUCUAUAAAGGAGAAGGCCUAAAUAAGACUGUCAUUGGGGACUAUCUGGGUGAGAGAGAUGAAUUUAAUAUCAAAGUUCUUCAGGCUUUUGUGGAACUCCAUGAAUUUGCUGAUCUCAACCUUGUACAAGCCUUAAGGCAGUUCUUGUGGAGCUUCAGGCUUCCAGGAGAGGCUCAGAAAAUUGAUCGCAUGAUGGAGGCCUUUGCUUCACGCUACUGCCUGUGCAACCCUGGAGUCUUCCAGUCUACAGACACAUGCUAUGUACUGUCAUUUGCAAUCAUCAUGCUCAACACCAGCCUUCACAACCACAAUGUGCGUGACAAACCCACUGCAGAACGGUUCAUCACCAUGAAUCGCGGCAUCAACGAGGGAGGAGACCUCCCAGAGGAGCUGCUGAGGAACUUGUAUGAAAGUAUUAAGAAUGAACCGUUUAAGAUCCCAGAGGAUGAUGGGAAUGACUUGACACACACGUUCUUCAACCCAGACCGGGAAGGCUGGCUUCUGAAGCUGGGAGGUAGGUACCCAGUGGCUUCCUCCCCUCCCCAGCGGCUCACUCCUCCUUCGGUUUCUCUCCCCCACGUUGGUCUGUGUGAAGCUCUGGUUUGUGGCUGCCAUUCAUCUGAUCCAUUUGGCUUUGGACUUGCUGGGUCAGCGUUGUGCACGGUGUGGUGUAUUGGCACCCACCCCAGGGACAGGGUCAGCAUCGGCUGGGACAGGAACGCAUGGGGACACUGUGUGGGAACAAGCUCGCCCCCCACCCCUGCCCCAUCUUUAGGUCCUGCAGCAGUGAAGAAGCUGGUAACCAGCCUGUCCCACAGCCUCACCAGUCUCCCCAUACUAACCAAGCACUGCAUGUUUACAGCUCCUGGAAAGAUCCUGGGGAUGCUCUGAAGGCUUUCUCACUGGUGACGAGUCUAAUGGCUCUUAUACUUUAUGGGCAAUUGUAGCAAUUUUUAGGGGUUAUUUUGACUCUGGGGGGGGGAUGGAUUUUUACCUUACGUUGACAGUAAAGGCCACAAGAUGUGACUGCUGUAUUUUCUCGAGGUACUUCUGAGAACAGAUGAUUGCUGUGUGGCCUGUCAGACCCGAGGGCUAGAAUUCUGGUGAUUUUUAUUAUUUUUUCAUGAAGGGAGGAUGAGAUGUUGCAUGAUGACAGUGUGACAGGCACAGGCCACCUGAGCUAAUGGGCUGGGGCUGUUUCCGUGGGCCUGUUCCCACUGGGGUCUUCAACCUUGGCAUUGCUCUCUAGCUCUUCUCUGGCUGUGCCAGUGUUUUAGAAGGAUUCUGGAUCUUUGCCUGAAUACUGAGUGCUGUAGCCUUGGACUCAGAUGCCUGAGUGACAGCAGAUAUACCCCAGACCUUCCAAGUCAUGUGGUGCUUGUGUCCUGGAGUGGGGCAGCAGGAGGACCGCAUCUGGAGUCACCAGCAGUUGCACUCAGCCGUAAUAAGUAGGGCACUCAUUGGAUUAAACUCCUUCCUUCCAUUUCUUGCAUUGCCCAAGAGUGCCCCCUUGAGGGACAGUGACAGCCAUUCAAGUGGCCUCUGUUUCUGGGGAGGAGGCCGGCUCUGAAGACAUAAAUAAGUGAAUGAA
Molecule: messenger RNA, 2019 nt
Organism: Urocitellus parryii (Arctic ground squirrel)
Lineage: Eukaryota; Metazoa; Chordata; Mammalia; Rodentia; Sciuridae
Source: RefSeq, a predicted model, not a curated record